This is a messenger RNA of Fusarium keratoplasticum, 390 nucleotides long. RefSeq lists its product as uncharacterized. The coding region runs from base 1 to 390 and encodes 129 amino acids. The transcript has 3 exons. NCBI's taxonomy places the organism in Eukaryota, Fungi, Ascomycota, Sordariomycetes, Hypocreales, Nectriaceae. The record is from RefSeq and is a predicted model, not a curated record.
AUGCAAGUGCACGAGACCUCGUGGUCUGUGCAAAUUGAUUAUGCCCUGCUGGAAACGAAUGCCAGCUGCCAAGAUGAUAAGAAAAGUAGCCCAGUCUUCGCACCCCCUCGAUCGAUUGCGACUGGUACGGCUCCGCGAUCUGGCUCGUUUGGGCCAACUUCAAGUGUGCCUCUGAUAGCAACCAGCAUCUCGCCGACAUUCCCCCCUGCGGGCGUCUCCAGCGCACCAUCGGAGUACGACUCCACGUUGCCUACGUCGUCCACGCCGCCUCUACUACUUGCUCCUCUAGGCCAGCUCAAAUUGCUGUCGGCCCUCCCCCCUAUUAGUCGGCUGUUCCCUGAUCAUUUUGUCGACCAAAGCGACCACCAAUCUUCCAGCAAGUUUACUUAG